Molecule: messenger RNA, 780 nt
Organism: Colletotrichum higginsianum IMI 349063
Lineage: Eukaryota; Fungi; Ascomycota; Sordariomycetes; Glomerellales; Glomerellaceae
Exons: 2
Coding region: 1-780 (259 amino acids)
Source: RefSeq, a predicted model, not a curated record
AUGAGCCCUUCUACCCUUCCUUCCUUCCCUUCUGUUUACCUGAAUUCUGCCCUUUCCCUCCCCUCCCAUCUUUCCUUCCCCUCCAUUCUUCCAUUCUUUCCAGUCUUUCGUCCCACGACCCCCUACACCUACACCUACGUACCCACCCACCUAGGACAGCCCAGACCAGACCAGCAGACUUGCCUGCGACUCCCCAUUUUGGAUCAAUUUCGCACCCGCCAGGUGUUUGAAGGAAGGGAAGGAACCACUGACUGGUACUGGACGACGCGCAUGGUGUGGGAAGGAAACGCCCAGCUCUUCAUCGGGCUGGAAGGAGGACCAGAGGACAGACUCCCACCCGCCGAGGCUCGAAACAGUCAUGGGCUGCCCGGGGCCACUCGACAGACGGGGUCGACCAGGGUCCUUAGCCGUAUCUGGCCCGAGCGAGCGAGAAUCUCCAGCCCACCGACUACCGUUGCUGGCCAGACCGUCUGGCUUCAUGAUCCAGUCAGUGUGCUCCUUCGCAUGCGCCUAACCCCCAGGAAGCAGCAGCAGGAGGAGGAUGACGAUGACGACGAAAGGGAAGAAGGGAAAGAGGGCGAGAAGAUGCGCCAAAUUCAAAGCCCAGUCGAACCCGGAAACCCAAGCACCACCACAACACCAAUGCGAGCCCAGGCACGAGUAAAAAGCCUUCCAGGUCCAGCCAUGCGGGCCGUGGCCAUGACGGGGCCGGCACCGGCCCAUGCCAGACCACGCCAGACAUGGGAUCCCGCCAAAGAAAAUGACCGAAACAAACCCUGA